GUCACUGUCACCUCUGCCUCCGAAACUUAUACCACAUCUUUCGGGCUUGCCUGGAAUUGAUUCAUCCUCACCGACAUCUGGAAGUUGCUCGAUAUCUCCUUUGCCGAUUCUGUUGCACCAGCAUGGCUUUUCGUGACGAUACGACAUAUAUCAUAUUGUUCCGAGUCUGAGAUGCAUUCGUGCGGAUCCAGCCAUAAAUUAUAACAGAUAUGGCAUCUGACGAUGCCCAGGCUUGCAUCAAUCAGAGAGAUAAUACUUAAAUGAGACCACACGUAGUAGUCCAGGAUCAUCAUAUCCUAUUUUCUCUCGCAAUCCAGUCACGAAACAAGCGGAUACCUCGGAUAACUGAAGACUUUUGUUUAUUUUGCUAACUUCUCUGGGCUGCUGUAUUGUGGAUUACAUUGCUGCUUUCUAGACAUCGUAAAGAUUGAGGCCUAGGCAAAUACUGCAUGAAGACAGAAAAAUUCAGAAGUGGCCAUGAAGCCGUGUUUGCAUCUAUUUAGACCAAUCCACCUCGAAAUUACCCGAGGGACACUGGAGUCGGUCAACUUCAAGUCAAUAUUCCUCAUGCCCCCGACCUCAUCUUUGCGUGCGCUUCAAGUGCAAGUACCACGCCGCAUAGCAGGCAGGCGAUUUGCAUCCCAUGGCCCACCACAAUUCAACGAGCCUAGCGGUUUACUUUUUGGCGAAAAGCCCCCUGCACCAGGACAAAAGCGAGUGAAAGAGGAGUGGGAAAACAUCUGGUAUGUAGGGAUGUUCGGGUCUAUGGCAAUGGCUGCAGUAUUGUUGUACUACAAGCCUGACACAAGCAUACAAACGUGGGCCCUAAGGGAAGCCAAGGAACGUAUGGAAGCUCGUGGAGAGAAAUACAAAUACGAACCAUCAUCAUGAAUUUCAUCAACUACCUUACCAUCUCAUUCUGACAAUACAUACUGGUACUCGAGAUAGAAUGCAUUGCAAGAGCUGAUGAUUUCUAAA
Molecule: messenger RNA, 978 nt
Organism: Suillus plorans
Lineage: Eukaryota; Fungi; Basidiomycota; Agaricomycetes; Boletales; Suillaceae
Product: ESSS subunit of NADH:ubiquinone oxidoreductase-domain-containing protein
Exons: 3
Coding region: 478-891 (137 amino acids)
Source: RefSeq, a predicted model, not a curated record